UCUGUCACGCUCAGCUUGCCCCUGAAGUUAUGAAAGCGUAAUGACAAGCUGCACACAGGUUCACAUCUUUCAAGGAGAUUAUAUGUCUUUCAGUACUAACGUUGACUAGGUAGUUGAACUUUACCAGGAAGUGCGCUGAAAUAAAAGUUUGCUGUUUUCUGGAUUAAAAAAAGAAGUUCAUCUGUAGUUCGGUGAAUGUAAAUAUUUGUCUUGCAGUGGCUAAGGCUUAGCAUUUAGCUAACGUGACAUUACAUCGAGGUGUUCUGGAAAAGCUCUCAGAUGACACACCUUUAUCUUUGGUAAGUGUCCACAGGCAAGUCGGUCGUCACAAUGACAAAUCAAGACGGAGAGGGAUGGGGAGGCAUUAAUCUUUCACCUCACCUGCACACAGAUGAGUGCAAUGAGCUCAUCGGCCUCCUGAGACAGUGCCACAAAGAGCACAAUGUCAUGAAGUUCUUUGGCACAUGCAACGACAUGGACCGUGCCAUGCGUCAUUGUCUGAAGAAAGAGCGACUGGAAAAACGGGAGCGCAGCAAGAAACAUGCAGAAGAGAUGAGGAAGAGGAUAAAGGAAGGACCCAAGGAGGAGUUUUAAAGGAAGCUGUCAGCUUUGCAUGUGUAUUGCGCUCACAUAUUGGGAUGGAAAACCAAAGCUGAGAUUGCUGAAAAGACUCCCUUGACUAUUUUUCUGUCAGUACAGGAGAACAGUUAUGACAGCGUUUCUAAAUUUGUAGUGUGGUUUAUGUUAUUUACAGCUGAUUGCGACCCCAUCUGAUGCAAAACUGCGUGAAUAUACCGUCGGUUUGGUUGGUGCAAAUAUUGAGAUCUGCUCUAAGGGAUGCAGUGUUACCAAAACAUGCCGUUCAAUUGGAGAGAAAAAAAGAAGAGAAUAAUCAUUUAGCCUUUUAAAUUUACAGCAUCUUUGAGUCUCGUCUCUAAUUUUCCCCUUUACGUUAAAAUUCCCUCCCCGCCUUUUUUACGUCAGGGGAGUGAUGGCUUCAGUGAUCGUGCUAACAGCAUCCUUCGGGAAUCUUGUUCUGCACCUGCUGACAAAGAUAUUUGUUGUUUGAAAGUUUGUUAAAUGGGGAAUCAUAUUGAUUCUGGUAUUUUUUGUUUUUAAAUAAAAUAAAAAAAUAAAACUCAAA
Molecule: messenger RNA, 1144 nt
Organism: Fundulus heteroclitus (mummichog)
Lineage: Eukaryota; Metazoa; Chordata; Actinopteri; Cyprinodontiformes; Fundulidae
Product: C-x(9)-C motif containing 2
Exons: 5
Coding region: 331-594 (87 amino acids)
Cellular component (GO): mitochondrion
Source: RefSeq, a predicted model, not a curated record